AUGGAAAGUAGUACAAAUAGCUCAAUCACUGCUGACUUUGGCCGGGUCGUUUGGGUUUCUGACCAGAUCCACGGAUUCGUAGCAGCAAGGAUCACCGACUUUUCGAAAGAUGGCUUCACUCUGAUCACUGAAGGGACAAAUCAAACUAUAACCCGUCGCUAUGACGAGACAUUUGCAUGCGAGGAGGAUUCGCUGACGUCAGUGGAGGACAACUGCGGUCUGAUGCACCUGAAUGAGGCGACUCUUCUCAAUAACUGCAGGUUACGGUACUUGAACAAGAACAUUUACGUUAGUAUAUCAGCCCACUUCCCUCGAAAAUUUGUUUUUUUUUCAGUCAUACGUAGCCAGUAUACUGAUAUCCAUCAAUCCUUACCAGCAGAUUGAUAACCUCUACUCAAAUGAAACGAUCAAGCAAUACAGAGGGAAAUCGAUCGGCCUCAAACCUCCGCACAUCUUUGCAAUUGCUGACAACGCUUACAGAGAGAUGCGCCGCAGUAAAGUAUCUCAGUCUAUAAUAGUGUCAGGAGAGUCUGGAGCCGGAAAGACAGAAUCUCAGAAGGCUAUUCUUAAAUUCUUGUGUGAAAAUUGGGGAGCCGAGGCGGGACCUAUUCAAGAGCGAUUGCUUGAAAGUGAGCGUUUUCUCCCCGAAAAAACAUAUAUUCGCACUUCUUUUACAGCCAAUCCCAUUCUGGAAGCAUUCGGUAAUGCUAAGACUCUUCGAAACAACAAUUCGAGCAGAUUCGGCAAAUUUGUUCAAGUACACUUUGCUAAAAACGUAAUGUCAAAUUUAUAGAAAGUAUGUAUGAAUCGUGUGCUUACAGGGUAGUUUAACUGGAGGUUUUGUGUCGCAUUACUUGCUCGAGACUACAAGAGUGUGUCGUCAAGCACCGGGAGAGCGCAAUUACCAUAUUUUCUAUCAACUGAUCGCUGGCUCCAGUGACGAUCUCUACAAGCAACUGAUUCUCUCACCGCCUCAUACUUUUAAUGUAAGGAAGUAGAAGGACUUUCAAGUCUUCUUCCAUUUUCACUGAUUUUCAGUAUCUUCGACACGGCGCCAAAAUGUUCUUCGUGCAUAACAACUCAGAGGCUCAGAAAAUUGGAAAGGAUCGAGUUUCUGCUUCAGGAGCAAACUUCGCCAUUGAUCCGGUAGUAGACGAUUUCACGGACUUUACAAAGCUUGAAAAGGCCUUAGAAUCGUCUGGAAUAGGAGAACAAGAACGGCAGAGCAUCUGGUGUACAGUGGCAGGAAUCCUUCAUCUCGGAAAUAUCAAUUUCGAAGAGAGUGCGAGCGAUUCCCGCGGAGGAUGUGAGAUCAGUGCCGACUCUGAAACAUCUUUGGAGAAUGCUGCAAGACUCCUCGGACUUUCUUCGCAAGAAAUGAAGAUGGGCCUUUGUGCAAGAAUAAUGCAAGCGACAAAAGGAGGAGUCAAAGGAACUUUGAUUCGUGUGCCACUAAAAGUUCAUGAAGCAUCGGCUGGAAGGGACGCUCUGGCUAAGGGAAUUUACUCAAAACUUUUCGAUUGGCUUGUUGCUCGGGUGAACCAAAGCAUCCCAUUUGAGACGAGUUCUGGGUUUAUCGGAGUUCUCGACGUGGCUGGAUUCGAAUUUUUCGCAACGAACUCGUUUGAGCAGUUUUGCAUAAACUUCUGCAAUGAAAAACUUCAAAACUUCUUCAACGAGAGGAUUCUAAAACAAGAACAGGAACUUUACUCCAAAGAAGGAUUGAACAUUGAAAGAAUAGAGUUUCUUGAUAAUCAAGAUUGCAUUUCUCUGUUCGAAUUGAAGUCUUCUGGUCUUUUCGAUCUACUUGAUGAGGAAGCAAAGUUGCCACGUCCCACAUUCCAACACUUCACCCAAAGAGCACACGAAUCCAACAAGAACCACUUUCGUUUGGACGUAAGAACAUGGUUCCGCAGAAAAUUAAAAUGUAGACUCACACAGACUCCACGCAAAUCAAAGAUCAAGUCUCAUAGAGAAAUGAGAGACGAUGAAGGAUUUUUGAUCAGGCAUUAUGCUGGAUCGGUGUGCUACGAGACAAGACACUUUGUGGAGAAAAACAAUGACCAAUUGCAAAACUCUCUGGAAAUGCUAAUUGAACAGUCUUCGUACGUUUGGUUAAAACACGUAGAACGAGGAUUUGAACUAUUUUCAAUUCAAAUAACUCAUAAGCUCCAAAUGUUCUCAAUCAGUAUAAUUUAGGAUUCCUCUUAUCAUAUCUCUGUUCACAAAACCUUCAUGUGAUGGUCUUAAGAAGGGAGGAAAACUGAAAGCGCAGAGUGUUGGUGUGAAGUUCAAAGCUCAGCUGUCUAUUCUGAUGGAAAAAUUAAGAGAAACGGUAACAAAAGCAGUCGAAAGUCGAAUGAUCUUCAUUUGUUCAGGGUACACACUUCGUCCGUUGCAUGAAACCGAACAACCAGAUGGACGCGUGGGUAUUUGAUGGGUCGGUGUUGUUGGCCCAGUUACAGUGCGCUGGGAUGACUUCGGUAUUACAAUUGAUGCAGGAAGGAUUCCCGAGCAGAGCAUCAUUCGCUGACCUUUAUUCUAUGUAUCAGAAGAGACUGCCUCCGAACUUGUCCCGACUCGACCCUCGACUUUUUUCGAAAUGCCUUUUCCGUGCCCUUGGUCUCAAUCAAAAUCAUUUCCAGUUUGGGCUCACAAAGGUAUUUUUCAAAGCCGGAAAAUUUGCCGAAUUCGAUCAGGUAUGUAGUGUCAAUGGUUGUUUUGAUGAAAUUUCUUUUAAGAUAAUGGUACAAGAUCCAGAAACUAUGAAUGAGUUGAUUGCCAAAGUAAACGAUUUUCUGGUCAAAGCACGAUGGAGGAAGGCUCAGUAUGGCGCCUGGAUUGUUUUGAAACGUAUGAGUGGAUGAAGGAUUUUAUAAAGAUUUAAAAAAUUUUAAGUCAAAAAUAAGAUACUGUACCGUGCGAAGAAAAUCAAAAUAAUCCAGGCAUGGAUGCGUGGAUAUCUAGUUCGCAAGAGGUUUCAGAGAAGGUGAGUUUCUUCCAUCGGGAAACAUCUACCAGUGGAGAUUAGCUCUUUUCUCAUCCAAUUUUGUUUUGUUUGUCUUGGAACAAACCCGAAGAAAGCCCAUCUCCAUUUCCUUUGCUUUUUUUUAGGCUCCUUCUCUCCUCUCUCCGUUUUUCAGACUAACCUCGGCAAGAAAAACGAUAAAUAUUUUUUCUCAUCUUACAAUUAUUCUCGCUUCUUUUGCAAAAAUAUUUGCUCUUAUUUUUUUCAAAAGCGUCUGAGAGUAAUAAUGAAUCUGGGAGUUAUUUAAGCUGUAUCGAAUAGAGCCCAGGAGAAGCAAUGAGAAAAGGUGUCUCUCGCUCCCAAAUAACUUCCGAAUGUCAUCCUUUUUAUGGUCUCUUUGAGAAGAAAGACGAAACUCUUCUGAAAUUAAGUUCGUUAUGCGCGACGCUUCUUCUUCUCUUCAAUGUUGCUUAGUCUUGUUAGUUUCCCAUCUUAAGUUCUUCAAUUUUUACUCAUACGUAGUAUUUCUUUCAUGUUACACAAAAAACAAGCCAACUUAAUGUUAUACUAUACUCUUUGUGUCCAAUGCGUAGUGUUUCAUAGUAGAUACGAGUAUAAUUGGAUUUUCAGUUUUUCAAAAAUUUACUCGACCUGCCAUUUUAGUUCAUUCUCAUAAAAUUCCAGUUGAAAAAACUUAGAUACAAUACUCUGGUUCUCUCCCCUAUCCGUGUAGAUACUGUAGAUACCGGCCCACAUCGUGUAGAUACCGGCCCACAUCUCUGUGAAUGACCAUAAACUGAAAUUCAGCCCACGUCUAUUAGAAUAUGUCUACGUAUUCAUCCUGAGCCUGAAAUUGAUGAGAAAACGUGCUGUUCGGAAAGAAUUUCUCUUACUAUUUUCUAAUUCACCAACUGCUCAUUCUCUUUUAUGGGAGCUUGUCGACCGAAAAACGACGGGUCACAUUUAUUGAGCCUCGAGGGAAUUUCGGAGUGUGCUUUUUUGAGUCCACACGUUCCCCUCCUGUCUUCGUAGUUUUUACGUCCUAUUUUCUGCUAAGCAUCUCCGAGCAACCAUUCUUAAUUGUGUUGCUACGUAUAGAUUCAAACGGGAAAUCGACGAGCCCCUCGAUCGAUUUUUGCUAUUUCAAACAGUAAUUUUUCAGGCUUGCUGUCUAUAGGAAAGCAUGUGUCCUGCUGGAUCACUCGCGUGAAAUGACUGAUGUUGGUUUAGUGUUCUUCCUUCUUGCCUUCGUGGUUGGACACUAAUUUGUUUUUGUUUUCUUUAUUUGCAGAUUCUGGCUCGUAUGAAUGAGUCGAGCAAAGAUACAUGGAGUAGGCCGGCGGAGGCAACAACAUGUGACCUCGAAGAGCUGGUCUCGAGAAUCAGAAAUGUAGACGAGGAGACAGAAGUGGAUCGGGCAGUCAAGUGUUAUGAGGAAUGUGUGAGGCGCGUUGACUCCAUGAUUGCCGAACUAAAGUAAGGCCACUUCGGUAUAUAUAAAUACUUUGCUUUCAAAGGAACCAACUAGAGAGCGACGAGUUUGCAGAAGUGGAAAGGAGAAGAAUAGAAGCGGAAGAGAAGGAACGGCGUGAUAUUGACGAGAAGGCAGCUGCAGAUCAUGAGCGACUUUUGUUAGGCGUUGUUAAAAACAGUAAGAUAGUAGUUAUCUUUUCAGAAGAAUAAAAAUGGAAGAAGAACGGAAGAGAGUGCAGAAAGAGUACGAAGAUCAGUUGGAAGCGCAAAUCGGGAAGGAAGAAGCAGAGCAAGAAGAAAAUGUUCGAAAACGGAUCUGUGAGGAUCGGGACCGUCUCGACAUUAUUGUCUCUUCCCGACUAGCUACUUCCGAUGGGAUUGCACUGGUUCCCUCCGAUCCUCAACACGCGGUUUCUGCUCCAAUACAAUUGAAAUAUGACCUAGGAAACUGGAAAUAUGCGGAUCUCCGAGAUGCAAUUAACACGAGCAAUGGUGCGUUUGGAAUUUUCAUUCUCUCUUCUCUGCGCUUCGAGAGAAUAUGUUUUCUUUCCUAAAUGUCUGUUCUCUAAUUCUAGUUUUACAUCUUAUCUGUUUACAGACAUGGACCUAUUGGUGGCAUGCAAGGAUGAGUUUCAUCGUCGACUCCGAAUUUACAACGAGUGGAAGUCGCUCAACUCGGUGAAUAGAGAUGUGCCUCCGACGCGUGCUCCACUUGCCAUUUAUAAUCAACGUUACUGUAUACAUGAAGAUACAAUUGAAAAAUAUGUUUUUUCCAGAAAAGAAGUCGACCUCGGUGAUCUCACUUUCGCGUGGCUCAAUCGCACCGCACUUGAAUCCAGCUUUAACACAACAAAGAUAUUUCAAAUUGUCGUUCACAACAGAUGCUAACUCAAACAAAAAAAGUAUCAGUCUUGAUAUAAGCCACACCUCCACUGAAGUAUUUUUAGGUGGAGGAGCUCAAUCUGGAAUGUGGUACGCUCACUUCAACGGCCAGUACAUUCAGAGGCAGCUCACACUGCGACCAUCUCAAAAGCCUCAGCUUCUGGUUUCAGGUUGGUUGUCUUUUAGGAAUGACGUAAACUCAAAAAUGAAGUAUUUUUAGGAAGAGAUGACUUGCAAAUGUGUGAACUUCCGCUUGAGCAAACUGGUCUCCUAAGGAAAAAGGGUGCCGAGAUAUCGGCGAAUGACUUUGACACUAUGUGGCAACACUACGGCGGACAAGUACUCAACAAAUGGACCCCGUAG
Molecule: messenger RNA, 5686 nt
Organism: Caenorhabditis sp. 36 PRJEB53466
Lineage: Eukaryota; Metazoa; Nematoda; Chromadorea; Rhabditida; Rhabditidae
Source: the annotation of a GenBank genome assembly